AUGGCGGUCAACGGAAUGGACAUCACGGGCCACCUGAAAAAGGGCGAGGUGAACCUGGGAACAUCCAUCAUGGCUGUCGCUUACGACAAGGGUGUCAUUCUGGGCGCAGAUUCACGCACUACCAUGGGCAGCUACAUCGCCAACCGAGUCACAGACAAGCUCACGCACCUUUCAGACCGCAUCUACUGCUGUCGUUCCGGAUCUGCAGCCGACACACAAGCGAUCGCCGACAUUGUCACGUACUACCUCGACAUGUACGCUGUCGAAUCCGACUCUCCACCCCAAACCAAGGUGGCUGCGAACCUGUUCCAAGAGAUCGUAUACCAGAACAAGGACAGGUUGUCAGCAGGAAUCAUCGUCGCCGGCUGGGACAAGAAGGACGGUGGCAGAGUAUUCAACGUGCCCCUCGGAGGCGGUGUAUUCGAACAACCAUGGGCAAUCGGUGGAAGCGGUAGCACCUACAUCUACGGCUACUGCGAUGCAACAUGGAAGGCUGGUUGGGGCAAGCACCAAACCAUCGAGUUUGUAAAGAACGCACUCGCACUCGCAAUGAGAAGAGACGGCUCCUCAGGCGGAACCAUCCGUCUCGUCGACAUCACAGAGGACGGCGUAGAACGUCAUUUUGUCCCCGGUGACCAGCUGCCAGAACUCGCCGACAAAAUUGUAUAA
This is a messenger RNA of Mycosarcoma maydis (corn smut), 669 nucleotides long. Its product is annotated as putative proteasome core particle subunit beta 1. The coding region runs from base 1 to 669 and encodes 222 amino acids. The record is from RefSeq and is a predicted model, not a curated record. Gene Ontology annotation, cellular component: proteasome core complex. Gene Ontology annotation, molecular function: threonine-type endopeptidase activity. The transcript is spliced from 2 exons. Lineage: Eukaryota; Fungi; Basidiomycota; Ustilaginomycetes; Ustilaginales.